Messenger RNA from Fusarium fujikuroi IMI 58289, 1086 nucleotides. RefSeq lists its product as uncharacterized. The transcript has 2 exons. Gene Ontology annotation, molecular function: protein binding. The coding region runs from base 1 to 1086 and encodes 361 amino acids. Lineage: Eukaryota; Fungi; Ascomycota; Sordariomycetes; Hypocreales; Nectriaceae. The record is from RefSeq and is a predicted model, not a curated record.
AUGAAGGAAUCACUUCUUUUGCUAGAUCCGCGAGCAGAUGCUUUGCUCAUUCUGCAGAAGCCGAACUUGCAUCUACUUCGCGCACCAAUAGAUGAGGUUGUAUCAGUGAUAAGGACGGCCGACGAAGCCAACAGUCCCAUACCGCUUGAAAUACAGCAGGGUGACACUACGGAGCCACCGAAGACGAACGAUGACUUGAGAUCGCUGCAGCCAUACCAAGAGAAUGGCGACCCGAACCAGAUUGUUUUUCGAGUAUCUGCAAAACAUCUCUGCCUUGCGUCACCAGUCUUUCGAAAGGCGUUCCAAGGCAACUUCAAAGAAUUGAAACAAAACGAGCAAGGACUCUUGGAGAUUACAACGUCAGAAUGGAAUGCCGAAACUCUCCUCAUACUUCUUGAUAUCAUUCAUGGGCAUCACUACUGCGUCCCGAAACAGCCGGGUCUGGCGAUUAUAGCACAGAUCGGAACUAUAGUCGAUUACUAUGACUGUCUCGAGGCUGUCAAGAUAGUGUUCAGUUACUGGCACGCAUCUAUAGGCAACGGGAAGACAUACCGAAGUUUGCCGUCUCCUGAAGAUGAUAUCAUGCACAAAGGGUUGUUUGGUGACGGGGAAACUACCAUACUGUUCAUGGCCUGGAUGGCUCAGGACCAGGAAUGUUUCAAGGGAUUGACGAGAUCCGCAGUACUGACCACAAAUGGGCUCGUCGAGACUCAUCUACCUAUGCCGGCUCAAAUUCUUGAGAAAAUCAACAAUAAGCGUUGCGAAAUCAUAGAUCAGAUGAUAUCCCAGAUGUACAGCUUGAUAGACGAUCUUAUCGAGGGACGCGUUGGAUGCAGUGAAGAAUGCUCUUGCAGACUUCUGGGCUUCCUCAUGAAACAAAUGAAUCAGCAGAGCCUCCCAACCGAGAAACCAAAAAGACCGUUUUGGGGGUAUAGUGUUGUCUAUAUUAGGAGGAUAAUUGGUCGUGUCCAAACUCGUCGCUGUAACACCUCUGGAUGUACGCUCCAGGCUCGAUUGGGCCUGUAUCAGAAGAAGAAUGAGCUAGGCACUGCAGUGCCAGGUCUGGACCAAGAAGACUUUCAGUAA